AAGCCAUCCUUUGUUAUAUAAAAGUUACAAUUGUUACAAAAGCCAGCCGAAGGCUAGGCUGGAGCUCUGUCUUGCGAACAAGGUGGGUACAUAGGUGGUGUACUGUAGGGGUGAACCCAGAGUCUGCUGAAGAGUUCAAGAUUUCUGUGGCCAAAAUAUGACCCUAUGACUGCCUUGGUCAUGCAAAUGAUGCCACGACACUUUAAGCUAGCAUUUUUUGCAUCAUCGACUAGCCAUGGUAAAUUUGCCGGUUUGAGUAUAGCAAGAUGUUGUAAGAUAUGUACAGUGUUAAGCCUGUUAAGCCUCGUAAAUAGCGCUGCAUUGGAUGAAAAACAAUGUAAAGUACGUUGGUUUUGGACGCGGAAGUUUGUGGAUUUGUGGGGGCAAGCUCGUAAAACGCAGGGUUUGGGCCGCUGUUUGAGAUGAGCUGGGUGUUGAAAGGCACACGGGUUUGAAGAAACCUAGACGCGGAGAGUUGAAGUUUCUUGGCUGGUGCCCUGUUGCGUUUUGUUGGGAGGCUGUCUAGGGGCAAAAGAAGGCACCUCCGAAAAAAUGCAAGCAAGGUGUGGAAAGACACUGCGCGGUACAGAGAUCCAGAAGCAGAGGGCCGAAUGAAAAAACAAAAACAACUUAUAUAAGGAAAGAUGGAGCCAUGUCGCGGGCGAGUCCACAACGCCGCUCUUCAAGUCAGAAAUCCAAGGAGAAGUCAGACAAAGCGGCUGCUGUGCAGAAAAAUUUAGAGGCCAUCAACGGCCGUGGUGCUGGAAGGCACACACUGAUCGCGCAGCAGCCCGGUGGAAGGUCCAGGACAACAAAGGAGGAAACAGUACGCCGCCAUUCUGCACAUGCGAGUUCAAGCAUCACCCCCACACAAUUGGCAGGCAAGCACACUGCAUCAGCCUCCUCUUUUUUGUUUGAUGCAGUGGAGCGCUCCAGUUUGAGCGCAGCGACGGAGGCAGCUGUUCAAGACAUAGCUUGCGAAAUACUGGAGGCAGAGGACUCAGCCGUCAACCUCAGCCGUCCCAGAUCCAGAGCAGGGAGCAGCAUUCCAGCUGAUGAUCCAUGGGCGUCGAGUGAUUCUGAAUCUCUGACAUCAUCGUGCCAAAAGGAGGAGUUGAGAAAGCCUGCUGCUUUGCAAGAUGGAGUGGCAUUCCCAUCCAUUUCCAGCACUGCACAGAGCUCAUCCCCUCCAUCUGCAGAGCCUGAAGUAGAGCCCGCUGAGCCCACAGGAGGCCCGCGUGAAGCCUCCUCGUCAGCCACAUCACCACGAGCAGCGCAACUUCACCGAGCUUUGAGCCAAGUGCAGACUUGCGCGUCACAGGGAAACUUUGCAGAGGCAAUCCAAGAAUGCUUGCCGGCCCUUCUUGGACCUCAGGAAGUGGUGGAUAUUGUUGGGAGCCUGUGUGCUGCAUGGCAAGCCAGCAUCAAGAAGCAGAAACGGGAGCACCAGAAUGCUAUGGAAGCGAUGGUUUCGGAGGUAACUUCAGCUCGGGAGAAGGACUCACCAGAAGUGUGGAAAUUGUUGGAGGAGAUAGAGGAAAAGGAAACUGAAGUCACCGAAGAGGUGCAGCGUCGGGCACAGCUUGAGGUAGUGAUGCAGGCUUUGGAGGAGGAGCUUCGAGGGGCAAGGAAUGAUCUGAAGGCGGCUCAGCAGCGUGCAGACCAGUGGCGCAGAUUGAAGGAUGACAAAGAAAGGGAGCUUUUUGCACAAAUCCGGAAGCGGGAGGAUGCUGAGCGGGAGGCAUCAUUCCUGCGACAGUCUGCAUGGCUAGCUGAUCGUACUGCUAGAGAGAAUGUUGCAUUGAAGAAGGAGCUCCAAAAAGCGGAGGCAGUCGCUGCGACAUGUGGAGCAUCGGCACUGGCCAGACAGAUUGCUGAGAUGGAAUGCAGCCCGCUGCGGUGCUGUCGUGGAGAAAUAAGACCUGCAGUGAAGAAGAAGUUGAUGAUGAAGUGGCAUCCAGACAAACAGCCAACUGCAGAGCACGUGGAAUUUGCAACACAGGUGAUGCAAGCCCUGCAAAACCAGCCUGAGUGGGAGAUGUGACCUUGACUUGUUCUUUCUGUGAAGGUUUUGACAGAACAAAAC
Molecule: messenger RNA, 2086 nt
Organism: Durusdinium trenchii
Lineage: Eukaryota; Dinophyceae; Suessiales; Symbiodiniaceae
Source: the annotation of a GenBank genome assembly